AAAUUUAAUUUGUUGCAAUAAAUUGUUAACUUCUAAAAUAUUGUUAAGGUUUUAAUUAAAUUUAAUUUGGUAAAUUCAUAUUCCAAAAAUUAAGCCUCUACAUUUAUAAUGCCGCAUUAUCUAUGUAUUGUUUAAUAUCUUAUCAGGUCUGGUAUUUUAUUUGUAGUACACUGGGUAGAGGUGGCAAUCAGUUCGUCCAAUUUUACCUUUAGCGAUAGAGAUCCCGUGAUAAAGUGACAAGUGUUUAGGAAGUUUUAAAAUGCUAGAAAUUUGUUAAAGUUAGUUAAAGUUAUGGUUCUCGCCAGCAUUUUUACGAGAAGAAAAAAUUAUGCCGCCGCGGCCAGCGAACGAACUGUCUUGGAAAGGGUGUUAUCCACCUUAGACUUAACGGCUUUGGGUGUCGGAAGUACCGUCGGAUUCGGCGUUUAUGUUAUAGCAGGACAAGUAGCCAAAGAAAUCGCCGGCCCUGCCGUUGUUGUUUCUUUUCUUAUUGCAGCCGUAGCUUCUAUACUUUCAGGAUUAUGUUACGCAGAAUUUGGUGCGAGGAUACCAAAAGCUGGUUCCGCAUACAUUUACAGUUACGUAACAGUUGGAGAAUUGGUAGCUUUUAUAGUGGGAUGGAAUUUAAUACUUGAAUAUGUGAUAGGCGCUGCUAGUAUUGCAAGAGGAAUAAGUUUAUACAUAGACAUGCUGGCUGGUGACGUUCUUAAAGACACUUUUGUAGAGAUUGCACCGAUUCAUUUUUCCAUUAUGGGAAAGUACUUCGACUUUCUCGCCUUUGGAUUGGCCAUUCUCAUAUCAGUUGCUUUGGCAUUCGGAUUAAAAGAAAGUACGAAAUUAAACAACGUUAUAACAGCUUUAAAUUUAGUUGUUAUACUUUUCAUCAUCAUCGCUGGAGCUAUACAUAGUGACAAUGAAAAUUGGAAUCGUCCCAAAAACAUUACCGCAUCAUCGAUAGAGAACGGUGGAUUUUUGCCGUUUGGAAUAACCGAGAUGUUAAAAGGAGCCGCUACAUGUUUUUACGCUUUCGUUGGAUUCGAUUACAUCGCCGCGGCCGGGGAAGAAGUUAAAAAUCCGAAACGAGCCCUCCCCUUUGCGAUAAUCGGUUCUCAGAUUAUCAUUUUUCUCGCAUAUUUCUCCACGUCCACGGUUUUAACUAUGAUGGUUCCAUUUUAUGAAUUAUGCAAAAACGCACCAAUUCCAGAUGCUUUUAAGCAAGUUGAUUUUGAAGAAGCGAAAUGGAUCGUUGCUAUAGGUGGGAUUUGUGGAUUGUUCACAAGCUUAUUUGGAUCAAUGCUUCCGUUACCUCGCAUUCUUUAUGCUUUGGCAUCGGAUGGAUUAAUUUUUAAGUUUUUAGGCAGCGUAAAUUCUACGUUUUCAACUCCUUUAGUGGGAACUCUUAUUGCUGGAUUAAUUACAGGAAUUAUGGCAGGACUUUUUGAUUUGCCUCAAUUAGUGCAUAUGAUGUCGAUUGGGACUUUAUUAGCUUACACACUCGUUUCGGCAUGUGUACUUAUUUUAAGGUACAGAGAUGCGUAUGGGUAUGAUGAUGAUUCUAAUGGGGACAAGUUAAAGAAAGAAAAUGAUUCGUUUAUUGGAAAUGUUUUUAAUACGAGUAGAAAUAAGGAGCCAACUCGUCUAUCGCAAAACAUUUCUUUAUCUUAUAUCUUGAUCUACACAACUUUAGCUCUUGUAAUAGCUUUGUUACUGUUUUUCGGUUAUUCUCACUUAGAAGAAGGGCGAUUAUAUAUCAUUAUUCUUGUCUCGGUUGUUGGUGGAAUUAUGAUCAUAUUGUUAUUUUUACUUGCAUUCCAACCAACAACAAAAGAAACUUUAUUUUUUAAAGUUCCCUUUGUUCCAAUCAUUCCAGCAUUGAGCGUUUUAAUCAAUAUUUAUUUAAUGCUAAUGUUGGAUUAUAAAACGUGGAUUCGAUUUGGGGUAUGGACGAUUAUUGGAAUCUUAAUUUAUCUUCUCUGCAUAAGAAAAUCAUGUUUAACACCUACAAAACAUCAAACAUCUUAUUCAAAUGGCCACACAAGCCUCGCGUAUGUAGUCAACGAAGAUUCGGCAUCAGAAGAAAAGCCCCCGUCGGAGGAUAGUGGUAUAGCUAGAAGCAUGGAAAAUAUUCCUGUUAUUGAUUUGGACGAAGAAAUUAAAGAACCUAAGAAACAAGAAAAUAUCUUAGUUAUGUCAAGGAAAAGUAGCGCAAGCGUCGAUGAGGAUGUAAAGGACGCUUUGGCGAUGUUAGAUAAAGUUGUGCAAGAUGAUGAUGGAUUGCGAAGAUUAUCUUAUGGAAAUUACUCGACGGCUUCUUUUGGAGAGUUAAUAACAAAAGAUGUGGAUGUAAUUGUACAUAGAGAAGAUGUGAAAAGUAUUCCAACAACUCCAGUAAUUGAAAUACCAUCAGCGCCUUAUGAAGAGGAAAAUCUUCAAGAAGAAAUUUCUGAGAAUGAAAGUUUUCGAGAUAAAAAUCUUCAAGAUGAAGACCAUCACGAUGAUGGAAAAUUAACUAUUAAUGUGAAUUUUGAUAGUGAAUUAAAAAUAUUAGAUAGUCCACAAUUGAGUAUAAAUUUUAGUGACGGAGAAACUGAUACAGAUUCUCUCGAAGUUAUUAUUCCGCCACCUCCACCGCUAGAAAUUUUUGAAAAAUCGAUCACCCACAUACCAAGAAUUUCCAUCCCACAUAAACCGAGAACUCCCACCCCUGAUAUAUCCCCAACUCAAUCUCCAAGUUACAACAUUCCACCUCCACCUCCUUUAGAUGGAUUUUCUAAUUACACCCCUUACGCCAUCCCUAAAGUUAAAACUUCAACACCACCAACACCCAUAAAAGAUUACCCAACACAACCAUCAAAAAGAUCAAGCGUCGAAAAACCUUCUAAAGACACCGAAGAAUCAGACGAUGAAACAAUAAACGAUAACGUUAGAUUUGGAGAUAAACAACAUUUACAAUUAAAAGAUAAAUUGGAAAAACUUUUUAUGGUCAAAGCGGCUACUCAAGUAAAUCAACCCAAAUUAACGAAACCCAUUGAUUACCCAGUUGACGAAGAAGUAAGUGGAUUAAAAACUUUAAAACCGGUAAUGUCACAAAUUAUAUCUGAAAUAACGAAAUCAAACGCGGGACAAGAAGACGAACUUAAUGACGAAAAACGUGAAAAGGAAAAAUUGGUGGAUGAAACUCCUCAAACUCCCGGGGAUAUCAAAAAUCGUUUAACGGAACUUUUCCGUUCGACUCGAGAAAAUCCAACGUCGCCGAGGAAAAUUAGGAAACCCCUUGAAGCUAUGUCGAAUGAAACGCAAGAAAUAAACAAUGCAAAAGACAUAGAAAAUCACAAAAUGAAUAUGGCUAAUGCUUUGAGUACUAUUAAAUUGAGAAACGUUCAAAAAGAUUAAUUUGUUUAUCUUUGUUGACAGGAUAAGUUGAUGAAGGAAUCUCAAGCAAUAUUUUAUAAGUGUACACUUGAAAUUACGUAUGAACGAUAAUAAUAAAUCUUAUAAAUAUUUUUCAGAAAGAUAACUCAAAUUGUCGUGCCUUUUGAUUAGUUCCAAAAUGUUUUAUAUUAUAUUAUAUAUAUAUAUGUAUAUUUAUUUAUAGAUUGAUAUAUUUUUAAU
This is a messenger RNA of Onthophagus taurus, 3612 nucleotides long. Its product is annotated as high affinity cationic amino acid transporter 1-like. Gene Ontology annotation, molecular function: L-arginine transmembrane transporter activity; L-ornithine transmembrane transporter activity; L-lysine transmembrane transporter activity. Gene Ontology annotation, biological process: L-ornithine transmembrane transport; L-arginine import across plasma membrane. Lineage: Eukaryota; Metazoa; Arthropoda; Insecta; Coleoptera; Scarabaeidae. The record is from RefSeq and is a predicted model, not a curated record. Gene Ontology annotation, cellular component: plasma membrane.